UUCACAAUUGGCAGCAGUGCGCUCGGAGACUCUCGUUCGCUCUCUCCCUUGGCCGUCAGGACUACAAGGCGCUGAAGUCGGGCAUGGCUUUGAACCUGUCGGCCGAGCCGUUCCGCGGCCUGAAGUCCCAGCUUCCCCAUCACCUCCGCGGCCAAGCAGACAGCUCCGCCGGCUACUUCCCGAGCUCGCUUCAGCAACAGUCGGCUGAAGCGGCGAGCUCUUCGCUUAAGCUCGCUGCGCCGGAGUUGGAGCGCCUCAUCGUUCAGAACAGCAACGGCGUGAUCACCACCACUCCCACGCCGUCGGGACAGUACUACUAUCCGCGGGGAGCCACCGAAGAGCAGGAAGGCUUCGCCGACGGUUUCGUCAAGGCGCUGGACGAUCUCCAUAAGAUGAACCACAUGCCACCCCCUAACGUCUCGAUCGGGGCCGCGGUAGCAGCUUCGUCGGCCAGCAGCGGCUACGGUGCCUCCCUCCCUCAGGAGCCUCCUCCUAUCUACACCAACUUGACCAGCUAUAACCCUACCGGCGCCCUGAGUACCACCUCAAACUUCCCCAGUGCCAACCUGAGCUACAUGCCGCAGCCUCACAGCCUCGCUUUGCCCCACCCCGCGCGGGGUUUCAAAGAGGAGCCCCAGACGGUGCCGGAUGUGCAAAGCCCGCCCGUGUCUCCCAUUAACAUGGAAGACCAGGAGCGCAUCAAGGUGGAGAGGAAACGGCUUCGCAACCGCCUGGCCGCCACAAAAUGCAGGAAGAGGAAGCUGGAGCGCAUCGCUCGGCUGGAGGACAAGGUGAAGAGCCUAAAGAACGAGAACGCGGGACUCUCUAACACGGCCAGCGCGCUCCGAGACCAGGUAGCGCAGCUGAAGCAGAAAGUCAUGAACCACGUGAACAACGGCUGCCAGCUCCUCUUGACAACCAAGAUGCAGCAAUCUUUCUGAGGCGGUGAGGGACCGUGGCCGAUCGCCGUCAUCUCAAAAGACGUUUUUCCCGCCGGGAGAAAGAGAAGUGGACUUGUCACGCAAAAGUUUACACGGAGCCGGACUGACGUUAGGCGUCUCACGUUCCCAAGUCUGUGUUUCCUAGUUACGUCUGUGACUCAGUCUGGUGGAUCCAGAACUUCGAUCUGUGCUGAGUGUGUACAAGAUUUUUUUUAUAGCUGUCCGUGAGCGUGAUUUUCGUAUGUGUGUGUAUUUAAAAGAAACGCGUUUCUCUCUCGCUCUCGUACGGCUGCAUCGCUGGAUGGUGCAGUGGGACUGGAGGUACUCGAGACGGAGUCCAGAAAACUGGCCUUUUGGUCUCCUUCGUGCCAGUAGAAAAAGACAUGGACUUAAUUUAAUUUAUAACUGAAAAGAAAAGGGACCAGGACAGAGUUUGUCAGGGAAGUGAUGGAAUCUCAGCCUCUCUCUUCCCCCCACAAGAGGCCAUUGCGUGGACAAAAGGGCCAAGGGGAAGCGGGUUUGUUUACUAGCGUUUUUAAUACUUUUGAGUCCUCAAGUUCACCCCCACCCAAUGAUUGUAUUUGUCUGUGUUUUGACUUUUUAUGAAUUAUUUAAGUAAAGACGUUCGAAUUACUUUA
Messenger RNA from Thamnophis sirtalis, 1579 nucleotides. Lineage: Eukaryota; Metazoa; Chordata; Lepidosauria; Squamata; Natricidae. The record is from RefSeq and is a predicted model, not a curated record.